CGCAGACUUUAGCCGAAUGUAUUAGCCUAGCUGCUUUUAGUAGCCUGACGUUACGUGUAUUAAAGGGUAUUAAAAUGUUGCAAUUACUUGAGGUUAAUAUUCCUAUAUCCCGUUGAUUUCUGGUGUAUUCCUUACGAAAACAAAAAUCGCAGUCAUUUAGUAUCUGUAUAACGUUAGAGAAAUUUAUUUACAUCGCCUCAGUCUAUUCAAUUUAACGUUGCUGUAAAAUAUGAACUGGGUCGGAGGAGCGCGGAGCAGGUUUAUGAAGAACAAAGAAGACACCAUGAAACAAAGGAGAGCAUGUAUGUGUGAUUUCUCUUUUUAACUUCUAGGUGUUUUUUCAAAAACAAAGGAUGAAGGCAAAAUGCAAAAAUGUUGACCCACAGGCAUCACCAAAUGGAAACAGUACUGGAAAUAUGGACCUGCUGACCUUAUUCAUUGUCAAUCAGAUAGCAUCAAAGAAAAUGCACUCUGGCAAACCUAAAAUGAAUUUGUUUAAUAAAAAAGAGACCAAGAAAACUUUAAAUGAGCCCUUAGAGUUACCAAUGAGCCCAUGUUCUCCUUCAAAACUGAACCUGGUUACCAGUCAGCCACAGUACAUGGUUACCGCCAAUUCAGAUGUUGAUACACCUGGUUUCAAAGUCGGAAAACAUCAGAUUUCUAAUGAAUUUAAAUUUAAGCCGCUUUCACCCUUGCUUGAAUCGAACCUCUCUGACGUUAGCGGCUCAGAAAAACAACCUCACAUCCUGAACACUGUAAGCUCCCUGCCAGAUCCAUUCAGUAUUCAGUCCAAACCUGCAUCACAUGUGUCUCCGUCUUUGCCAUCUCAGGAAAACCCUGACCCUGACAGUAUGAAGUUUGUGCCAUUCUCUCAGCGAAUAAAACCAGCUAAUCCAUGCACAGAUGUAGCAAAGGAAGCACAUGUCAUGCAGAACAGCCCAGUUGCUGAAACUCAGUUUGGAAUCACAUUACCAAACACAGGUACAGCAGAUGAGUCAGCAAACUCGGUUUUGUAUCCAACCAGCCCUUUAAAGAGCAGUGAACAACAGGAAGAGCCGCUGUUUAUCGAUUUCAGUAAUAGAGAUCAUAAAGAAAGUCCUCACACUGAGAACAUCUUUUUGGAAACAUCACUUUCUUCCUCCAUGAGAAUAAAAAACAGUGAUGGAUCACAAAACAUGGACCGAAAUGGAGACUUCCUAACCCAGAUUAAAAAACAAGCACAUGAUGUGAAUGCUGAGAAAAAUGCCACAAUAAUGCAGGAUGCAGGGACUCAAACGGCAGAUUUUCCCCACAAUUCCUGCUGUGAUGUCUCAGUGCAGUGCUCACUUAUUCAUGCAAACUCCAUCAACUCAACCAGCGUCCACACCACUAGGCGGCAGUCUGUUCAUUUUAAUGAAGUGUCGGCAGGUGCAUCAGCAACAAAAGUGCAGGCCCAGACACAACCAAAACUACCAAAAGGGUUAUCUUCCCGCAAAUCUCACCGACAGGCCAGCAUGAAAAAAACUCCAAUACUAAAACGUCCCUUACGCAAAGGCUUAGAAUUGAAAGUGGGACAGCUGAUGGAAUGCAGAGUAAAUAUAGAGAGGUGUAAGGACUAACAGUUGGAAAGUGUGAUGCGAAACCCUGUCAAGGACGUCAGCCGUUAAGAAGAACUUCACAGCAGAGAAUGGUGUGAAUUGUUUCUCAUAGGAAACUAGGAAAGAAAUUGUUGACAUUUCGCUGACAUGCAAAAUGAAAAAAGGAUUUAACACUUAGAUAAGAAGGAGGACAAUGAAUUUAGACUACGAGAACUAAAAGCUGAUUAUUGUUUCUACUUUGUGUUCAUUUCGUUCAAUGCCUGUUG
This is a messenger RNA of Triplophysa dalaica, 1843 nucleotides long. RefSeq lists its product as uncharacterized. Lineage: Eukaryota; Metazoa; Chordata; Actinopteri; Cypriniformes; Nemacheilidae. The coding region runs from base 354 to 1598 and encodes 414 amino acids. The transcript is spliced from 12 exons. The record is from RefSeq and is a predicted model, not a curated record.